Messenger RNA from Serendipita indica DSM 11827, 903 nucleotides. NCBI's taxonomy places the organism in Eukaryota, Fungi, Basidiomycota, Agaricomycetes, Sebacinales, Serendipitaceae. The record is from the annotation of a GenBank genome assembly.
AUGAAUACAGAGGACCCUCUGUCUCUUGAUCGGAUACGGACGGUCCUUGUCCGGCUGGAAGACACAAUCUUGUUCUCUCUGAUUGAGCGCUCUCAAUUCGCUCACAAUCCAAAGUGCUAUACCAAGGAUGGAAUCCCCGCCCUGAAGGAGCAUGGGUUUAACGGGUCCUGGUUAGAAUGGUUCCUCAAGGAGACAGAGACGUUUCAAGCGAAAGCGAGACGAUUCACCAGUCCAGACGAGACUCCUUUCAACUCGGACUUGCCGCCACCGAUCAUCCCAUCUCUUCAGUAUCCCAAGAUCCUCCAUCCAAACACGGUCAACGUCAACCCUUCGAUAAUGUCGUAUUAUGUUCACCAUUGUGUUCCAAGGAUCACCCAAAAUGCGACUCUAGCGGUAGCUGCCGCGAACCGAGCACGAGGAAUCAAGGGCGAAGCAGAGUAUGACGACGAUGGAAACUAUGGAAGUGCAGCGACUGCAGACUUGGAGAUCCUACAAGCGAUGAGUCGACGAGUUCAUUACGGCAAAUUCGUCGCGGAAUCAAAAUUUCGGGCACAUCCAAAGGAAUUUAUACCCCAUAUUCGUAAACCAAAUCGGGAUGCGCUCGAGGCAUUGAUCGUUAAGCCAGAAGUGGAACGAGCCUUGUUGGCUCGCAUACGAAAGAAGGCAAUAUUGUACUUUCAAGAACUAGAUAUGCAGGGCGAACCUGUUGGAGGUGCUACUGGAAAUCCUAAAUCCGAAAUCCAUUCUUCGAGGCCCAAGUUCCGGGUAGAUGUCGAUGCGGUUGUUCAACUGUAUGAAAUGUUCCUGAUACCUCUGACAAAGGAAGUAGAGGUUGACUAUCUCUUACAACGAUUAGAGGGCUUGUCGGAACAAGAAAUCCAAGCUCUUGAAGGGAAUAGCUAA